CGACAACAAACUGCCACAAACCCAUUUCGCCAGGAAAUACGUCACGUUGGGAGCCGAGCGGACCAACGUGUAUGCUUGAUUUGUAUCACCGUGGCGGUUGACGGGGGCGAGCCACAGAUUUUACAUUGCGGAAAGCGAAGUUCCACAUUAAUUCCUGGCUACGCCUGUACACAGAUCACGCGUCCCCACUCUCCAGGCAGGUGAUCCGUACAGCUGUGUGUGAGCGCCAUCUUGUGGCUAGCUGACAAACUCACAGGCGGACAAAACGUCUCACCGUACGGUAGAGGGGGCCAUAACGCAGAGCUCGCAGUCUGACUCUGACUCGCAUGGUUGUGUCUAACCCAGCCUGGUAUCUAUGAAAUACAGCCCGCUUUCCACAGCUCCCCCUGUUAACACGGACCAAAGUUAUCCCGGAAUAAGGACAGCACGCAUGUGCCGUCAACCCGGAUGUGGAUAUCCGUGUGCGCGUCUUUCCCCAAUUUCACCAAGUUGUUGAAAAUUUGAUGUUAAUAAUGAAUAAUACAUUUUAGCACCGGAUGGACAAGGCUUUUCCGUUCCGAAUAGGUCCGAGCCGGGUUAAGUAGCCGCGGCGUGAACCGAUCUACGCGGAUGUCACGUAUUGGCGCCGCGUGCACGCUUUUGAUCUACGGCGAGAAAACAAGUGGGUAAACGCCGCGUUUGUCACUUUUGUCAUAACCUGUGGACAUCGCCGGAUCAUUUUCAGAAGGCGGACUCGUUUCGUGGCGUUUGUAAACUUCGGUUAAUUUUCACCGGGUUUCUCGCGCUCACGUCAACAUUGGGGCGAUUCGCACGAUGGACUUUCGCAGCAGGCGGCACGAGAGAGGCAGCAACUGGACCGAUCCGGAGAUCGUGGAGCUGCUCCAGCUGUGGUCCGACGAGUCGGUGCAGCUGGAGCUCGAGAGCUCGCUGCGCAACCAGCGCGUGUUCGACCGAAUAGCGCACAUCUUGCGCGAGAAGGGCAUCUACCGCACGGGCGACCAGUGCCGGGAGAAGAUCAAGAAGAUGAAGCUGGAGUACCGCCGCAUCAAGGACAACCACAAGAUGAGGUCCUGGAAGUUUUAUGACGUCAUGGACAGAGUGCUGGCCAACCGGCCGGCCAUCACUUACUCCUCCCUGGGCGGAGCCGUGAUCGCUCAACAGGUGUUCCAGAACCCCGGUGGGCCCGAGUCGUACCUGCAGGGAGCUGCCGUGGCCUCCUUCGGUCCGGCUUCUUCCGGCGGGUUCCUGUUUGGUCAGCCCCCCAAACCCGGAGAUCCACUGGAUAUAAAAUGUGAGGAUGUGGAGCACAGCAUGUUGAACCCAGACGUGGCGCCGCCUGAAAUGUACUAUGGGUCUGGAGAUGAGCAGGAGACUGAUGGCCAGUCUCUCCUGGAGCCGGAGGACACGCUCGGUCGAGCAGAGAGCUCCACAAAUGCUAGGACCUCACCUUCAGGUUUUAGUGACCUCAACAUUGCUGGUUCUGCCCCAGCGCUUUGCCAGGCCACAGGGGGUCCGGUGCUGCAGGACCCGUCUGAGCCGCCCAGGAAAGCGGGCCCCCCAGCAUCUACCAGGCAGAGGAGGCGUCGCCGUGGCAACAAACCGUCGUGGGGUCACGGUAGAUGCGGCGCCCAGGGGAGCCUGGACAAGGCGCUGGUCGGCUUCCUGACCUGGCAGCAGUCGGCGGAGGAGCGCCUGCUCUCCCUGGAGGAGGCGCGCCUGGAGAAGGAGCUGCAGGCCGAGGAGCGCAGGGAGCAGUGGGAGGCGAGGAGGGUGGAGCAGGAGCGCCAGCACGAGCUCCGCCUCUUCAGCAUGAUCACCGGGGCCCUGGUCGCAGUCAGACAGGCCGCGCCGGCGCCGGCCGCCGACGCCCCCGUCUCGCCUCCGUCGGCCGCCGCUUCCGUCUCCUCGCCUUUAUCUCGGCCGCCUUCGGAACCGCCCGCGGCUCCGGUUGCUUCCACUCAGGAGACGGUCGCCGCCGAGGCCUGCGAAAUGCCCCAUGAUUCCUUAGCAACGCCGAGAGCCAGCCAGAGUGCGUACCUGUCCAAACGUGGCAACAGCAUCCGUCAGCACCAGGGCAUUCUGCAGGAGGGCUUCAUUCAAUAUGGACUGGACAAAUACCACGACACAGACAAUCCUGAUGGUAUAAUCAACAUGGGGACCAGUGAGAACAAACUAUGCUGUGAUCUUCUUCACAAACGGAUGACACAGCCUGACAUGCUUCACGUUGAUCCAUCGUUGCUGCAGUAUCCAGACUGGAGAGGGCAUAAAUUUCUUAGGGAGCAAGUGGCAGAAUUCCUGACUCACUACUGUCGCUCGCCAAACCCACUCGAAGCCGACAACGUUGUGGUGAUGAAUGGAUGUGGUUCCCUCUUCUCGUGCAUUGCUGCAGUCAUUUGUGACCCUAAAGACGCCGUCCUCAUUCCCACUCCUUUCUACGGCGUCAUCACCGAGGAUCUGCAUCUCUACAGUGAUGUCAGACUCUUCCAUGUUCCUCUGGACUGUGAGGCUGACGGCGUGGACGGACGAGCGUUCCACCUCACCGUGGGGAAGCUGGAGGAAGGCCUGCGACGCGCUACGCAGGAGGGGCUGAUCAUCCGAGGGGUGAUACUGAUGAAUCCCCACAACCCCCUGGCUGAGAUCUACACCCCGGAGGAGAUGAUGGCCUUCUUGGAGUUCGCUAAAAGAAAUGAACUCCACGCCAUCGUGGAUGAAGUCUACAUGCUGACGGUCUUUGAUGAAUCCAUCAGCUUUCACAGCGUCCUCAGCGUCGACAGUUUGCCCGACCCCAUGAGGACACAUGUCAUGUGGGGGAUGAGCAAGGACUUUGCCAUGGCAGGAAUCCGAAUAGGCACGCUCUAUACUGAGAACAAAGACCUGGUGGAGGCUUUGGCCCAGCUGGGCUCGUUCCACGGUAUCUCCGGAACCACCCAGCACCAGGUUGCACAGCUUCUUCGGGACAGAGAGUGGAUCGACAAGGAAUUCCUGCCUGAGAACAGACGCAGACUGAGAGCUGCUUACGACUACCUGACAGGAGAGCUGAAGAGCAUGGGCAUCCCCCACCUGGUCAGACCUGCUGCACUGUUCGUCUGGGCCGACCUCAGAAAGCACCUCAGCGCGUCAUCCUUUGAGGAGGAGUUGUCUCUGUGGAGGUGUUUUCUCAGACACAAAGUGGUGUUAAGCUGCGGUCAGGCCUUUUCCUGCUCGGCGCCGGGCUGGUUCCGCAUCGUCUUCGCGGACCAACAGCACCACCUUCAUCUCGGCAUGAAACGAAUCAGAGAAGCAUUAAAAGAAGUAAAAGACAUAAGUAUCAGCCCUGAUUCACACUGCAUUAAAGGAGGCAGCGAGGCGAGGAAACAGCCAGUGAAAGAGGACAGUGACGACUCGGACAAUACCACGACUGUGAAUUCAACAUCCUCACCCCAAAGCAAGUCACCAGACCAGCUGACGGAGGAGGAUAUUCCCGUUCCAGGCACAGGCUUGAUGGCCACCGAGGAGCUCGACUGCCAAGCGUCAAAGCCCUCAGAGGGUCUGGACGCACUUAUUGGUACCCUCAGGCACCAGAUCCGCUCCUCCGAUUGGCUGGAGAAAAACACUCCGGAGCUGUCUGCCGGGGAGGACCCAGAAAUUCUCGAUGUAUUUAAGGCCCUGCUUCAAAGAGCCAGAAAGUGAGCUUAACGCGGGAUAAACAGGCAUGAAUGUAGCUGCCAAAUACUGAGAGGCAUCCUCCGUGCUCCCCGUGGCAAUGAGCAAAAGCUCGACGCAAACACCUGACAAAAGGGCCUGAUACCUGUUUUUAAGGAGCGGAGGACAAACAGCGUCUGAGAGCCGGUUUAACAGGGGAGAGGACGAGAAGCAAUUCAAGGCACGGCCGGCGUGGAUGAACUGGGGAGCGCUUCUCAGGCUGCAUCGCCAGGCUUUAAUUUGAAGCUGCUAAUGGAGACGGGUGUUUGUUUGUGCACUCGAACUCCCAGCGAGAGCCGAAAGUAGAUCAACCAAAAUGAAUCGCAUUCUAUUUUCAGACAUUUGAGGUGUCUCAGCCUGAUCUGAUUGUAAAUCUUUAUUAUUGUGAUCUCAUGCACUUUAUUUUGCCAAACCACACAGUCCUUACUGUAAAGCUAAUAAAUUUAAAAAGAUGAA
This is a messenger RNA of Betta splendens (Siamese fighting fish), 4137 nucleotides long. It is a transcript of the gene accs, whose product is annotated as 1-aminocyclopropane-1-carboxylate synthase homolog (Arabidopsis)(non-functional). The record is from RefSeq and is a predicted model, not a curated record. The transcript has 16 exons. Gene Ontology annotation, biological process: amino acid metabolic process; biosynthetic process. Gene Ontology annotation, molecular function: pyridoxal phosphate binding; transaminase activity. Bases 814 to 3669 code for a protein of 951 amino acids. NCBI's taxonomy places the organism in Eukaryota, Metazoa, Chordata, Actinopteri, Anabantiformes, Osphronemidae.